Lingula anatina is the source of this 1335-nucleotide messenger RNA. RefSeq lists its product as uncharacterized. NCBI's taxonomy places the organism in Eukaryota, Metazoa, Brachiopoda, Lingulata, Lingulida, Lingulidae. The record is from RefSeq and is a predicted model, not a curated record.
AAGACAAGCUGCGUAUACGUACCGCGACAAACCGAAAGUAAGGUGUGGUUAGUUUAAAUUUGUCCAGCAUGGGUUUCAGGAUUAUAUCCACGGUCAUUUCUGUUUUGCUUUUCAUCCAGUACAGGGUAGCCACUGCUGACGAUUUUUUAUCUGGUGAUGCUGUAGACCAAAAUUCUUCACACUUCUUUACUAUAGAAGAAGAACUGGUAGACACCUUGCCAAUAGAGAACGUCAAUUUACGUGCCGAGAGGGAUGCAGCGGUUGUCGGUACGGUCAUUACUGUUGAAAACGCAAAACUGGACAUUAUUAACACCAUCUUUGAUAGUUUGCCCGAGGGCAUUAUUCGCACGCAAAUUGUGACCAUACGUAAUUUCCUGGACACAAAAGCCUUGGUGGAUCCAAUUGUAUAUGUAAGAUCAUCAAAAACGAAAGCAAUUCCACCGAAGAGAAUCGGUCCAGGGGAAGCCACUAUCCUUGAGUUUGAUCAAGCCCAAAAAGGUGCAGAGCCUGAAGGAUCAAUGGUAUACAAUAUCGAGGGAACGGACCUCUAUGUAACCAUAUUUUUCCACGUGGUACCCCCAAACACCUACAACGCCAGAAUAUUCCGAUUUAAAGCCAAGUACUCGGACAUAUAUAAAGCCCUACACAACAGAAUGAAGACCGUAUCUCACUUAUACCCCUUGGCAGCAGACGACACCACACAAUUCGUCAUUCGUCAAGAAUGUGGUUACAAAGUGUCUGUCGCCAUGACUGACCACGAGAGGGCUACGAUGCAAGUUGACGUCUAUGAAUGCCCGGAUCCUAUUGACCAGACUGUCCUAGUCGUGGCCAAUGAAACCGCUACCAAAGCUAUAGUCGACCCCCUGACAUGUAAGCCUACUGAUCUAAUAAAAUGUGGGUGUUGCACGAACGUCCGCUUAUCGGGAUCUCGCUCAAGCGCUAACUCCCUUUUCUUUUUUCCAGUAAUAUCUACAAAUAUGUUCUUUUCAAUCUUUUUUGCGAUGUUCUACGGUAUUCCACGAGAUUUUGACCUUUAAUCGGAUUGAUCCAGGUUUAUUUUCGAACUUACAAGUAAAAUGCAGACUGGUUACAUCUAAUUAUCUCUUUGAAUGUUGUUUUUAAAUUGUAGUGUGUUUUCCAUGUAGAUCUACAGUUGAUUGAUUUGUUUCUCCAGAACAAUGACAUGGAACACGUUUAUGCUUUUUAGACUUCAUAAACUGCAAACAGUCAGUAGACAUUUUGACGGUGUGUUAUAAACACUACAUAAUAUUGGAACGACUGGAUGUACAAUUUAAAUUCAAAUAUGGCAUCUUAAAGAAACUGAUUUAAAGAUUA